AUUGAUUGCCCCGUAGACGACAUCUUGCAGCCACUCAUUGUGGCUACUACGCCUGCGCCGGCAUCGGUGACGUCGCAUCAUAGGCUUCCACCGGCGGGUAUAAGAAGCAGCAGCCUGGCGUUCGGAAUCAGUGGGCUCGGCAGCAGCACAUCGAACACAAUGGUCAACCCAUUCUGCUUUAUCGUGCAGGUUCUAGCUUCCUUGCUACAAAUGCAAGCACCGUGUGCCUGCGCAGAAGAAGGAAUUGCAAUGCAGCGCCUGGUCAUCGACGUAUCUGCACGAGACAUUGAUUGCCCCGUAGACGACAUCUUCCAGCCACUCAUUGUGGCUACUACGCCUGCGCCGGCAUCGGUGACGUCGCAUCAUAGGCUUCCACCGGCGGGUAUAAGAAGCAGCAGCCUGGCGUUCGGAGUCAGUGGGCUCGGCAGCAGCACAUCGGACACAAUGGUCCACCCAUUCUGCUUUAUCGUGCAGGUUCUAGCUUCCUUGCUACAAAUACAAGCACCGUGUGCCUGCGCAGAAGAAGGAAUUGCCAUGCAGCGCCUGGUCAUCGACGUAUCUGCACGAGACAUUGAUUGCCCCAUAGACGACAUCUUGCAGCCACUCAUUGUGGCUACUACGCCUGCGCCGGCAUCGGUGACGUCGCAUCAUAGGCUUCCACCGGCGGGUAUAAGAAGCAGCAGCCUGGCGUUCGGAAUCAGUGGGCUCGGCAGCAGCACAUCGAACACAAUGGUCAACCCAUUCUGCUUUAUCGUGCAGGUUCUAGCUUCCUUGCUACAAAUGCAAGCACCGUGUGCCUGCGCAGAAGAAGGAAUUGCAAUGCAGCGCCUGGUCAUCGACGUAUCUGCACGAGACAUUGAUUGCCCCGUAGACGACAUCUUCCAGCCACUCAUUGUGGCUACUACGCCUGCGCCGGCAUCGGUGACGUCGCAUCAUAGGCUUCCACCGGCGGGUAUAAGAAGCAGCAGCCUGGCGUUCGGAAUCAGUGGGCUCGGCAGCAGCACAUCGAACACAAUGGUCAACCCAUUCUGCUUUAUCGUGCAGGUUCUAGCUUCCUUGCUACAAAUGCAAGCACCGUGUGCCUGCGCAGAAGAAGGAAUUGCAAUGCAGCGCCUGGUCAUCGACGUAUCUGCACGAGACAUUGAUUGCCCCGUAGACGACAUCUUCCAGCCACUCAUUGUGGCUACUACGCCUGCGCCGGCAUCGGUGACGUCGCAUCAUAGGCUUCCACCGGCGGGUAUAAGAAGCAGCAGCCUGGCGUUCGGAAUCAGUGGGCUCGGCAGCAGCACAUCGGACACAAUGGUCAACCCAUUCUGCUUUAUCGUGCAGCCGCCGGUGUUAGAACUUCCACCUGUUGUUACGGGGACAGAGUUCCGGCGACCAUCAGCAGCGUCUGCUUGGAGUUGGAAGCAGGUUGACCAUCGGAGAGUGUCCGGCAGGGAAGACGAGCUUACGUUGCGCAGGUGUCUGUGCAACUGAUGUAUAUUCCCGGUGCUCUUAUGGUUGCCUAGUCCAUGGAUGGCAGCAAUGGAGACGGCUUCCUCUUAAGGUCUGAACGUGAACACCGUGAAGGCAACACGGGACGCAAAUGAGACGGAACAAGCGCCGUCAUUCAUCUUUCGAUGCUUUCAUCUACAGCUUGUUUUACUAAACCAAUGGUCUGCGGUGUAAAGUAUAAGU
Molecule: messenger RNA, 1680 nt
Organism: Dermacentor albipictus
Lineage: Eukaryota; Metazoa; Arthropoda; Arachnida; Ixodida; Ixodidae
Source: RefSeq, a predicted model, not a curated record